This is a messenger RNA of Colletotrichum lupini, 3306 nucleotides long. RefSeq lists its product as uncharacterized. The transcript has 5 exons. Lineage: Eukaryota; Fungi; Ascomycota; Sordariomycetes; Glomerellales; Glomerellaceae. The record is from RefSeq and is a predicted model, not a curated record. The coding region runs from base 1 to 3306 and encodes 1101 amino acids.
AUGGCGGCCGAGAGCGUGGGCCUGGCCGCCUCGGUUGCCGGCCUGCUAUCUCUGGGCUUGCAGAUCGCCGGCGGCAUCGUGAAGUAUGUGGACGCGUUUGAGGGCCGUGACGAGGAAUUACGAAACGUCAAGAAACAGAAUGACAAUCUGGCAGCCACUCUCCGUGCGAUGAAGACGGUGUUGGCUGGUCUGCAAGGCCAAAGUCUUGUAGUCACUGCUGCAGUGGAUCGGAACAUACGAAGCUGCGAGGAGGACCUUCACGCCGUCGAAGCUCUGUGCAUCGAGCUUUCUGAUCGCGCUGGCAGCAGUUGGACAAACCGGCUGGAGAACAAGAAGAAGAAGGCGACUUUUGCGUUCCAUCGACCCAAGCUUCGAGAUCUCGAGCUGCGGCUGCAAGAGGCUCACGGUACUCUGCAGUUGAUACAGGGUAGCUUGGGACUGGAAACUCUGCACAGGAACACAGCCCUGCUGGCGGCUAUCGAGUCGAGUUCUCGCGACCAAGCUUCUGAAAUGCUCCUAAUCCGGUCAGGGGUAGCAGCACUUGCUACGCCGGUGGCCGGCAUUGACAGCAAGCUGCUAGACCUACAAAGUAUUGUGGACCAGACAGGACAACUUGUUGUGGCUCAUUCCGGAGCUAUCGAAAUCGAGGUUCACGAGAGCAGCCAGCGUGUCAGAUAUGACCUUCAGCAUUCACACAACUCGAUUUUAGAGCGCCUCAAGACAAUCGACCACAAAGUACAGCUUCUGGGAGAAGAGAACAGUAAUCUACGAGCAUUAGCUCUCAGAGCGGCCUCCAAGCCGGCGGCACUCAAGAGUUUGUGCGAUGACAUGAAAUUGUCAAGAAAGCGCUGCAACCCAGGCAAUGCUUCACAACUAUCGAAGAGCCAUCGGGGGGAAAGAACUUCAUCAAAUCCACCACGAAACUCACGGUUUGGAUUGGGAGUUGGCAGAGUAUGCAUUUGCCCGCACCCCAAAAGAUCAUUCAUGCAAACGCAGAUGCAGCGGGGCUAUACGUACUUGUCCGGCGAAUGGGAGUCCCAAGGCCAUUGGUCGAGCUGCCCACUCUCAAGAAUGCCGAGGAAUCAACGACUCAAGGCAGGCGUAAAAUACACUGGUGUCUCUCGCCUUCUGAAAUCAGUCAUCGAAAUUUCGUUCGUCUUAACGUCAGGAGCUGGGGGCUGUAGCAUCAGUCCCAGCUUUACCUACUAUCCGACUGUAGACGUCAAGUCGGAUUCCGCUUUCCGCUUGAUGGGCCUGAUGAGGAGAAGCUCCGUCCACCUUCAUGGGUCAAGUAGAGAGCUAUUUCCCACCGCCUGUUUGAGAAAGCUGGCAAAACUUCUCGAAGAAAGACGAACAUACCCGACUGCUGUAGACGAUCAAAACAUGACCUUGAUGCACUAUGCUGCCGCUUCCGUGAGGUCUUUAGUCAUAUCUAAUACUGCGUAUUCGAGAAGAUCGUCUAAGGAGAUGAAAACGCUUGCUGAAAUCGUCCCGAUUCUGCUCUCAUAUGAUUGGGCCGAGGACGCCGUUCUGGCCCUAUCACGGGCUAACUUUGAAAACCAGCCGGCCAUGUUGAAAAGGACGUCAAAAAUCUCUAAAUUCACGAACUUCUCGAUUGCGGUACAUCGUAGUCUCAUGUCUUUUGGCAAGCUCCCUGAGGUUGCGACAGCUUUUGAAUGCGGCCCUUUGAGCAUGGCGAUUGUCAACAAUGAUUCAGAUGAAGUAGAUCGUAUCUUGAGACGGUUUCCUGAUUCCAUAGCUGAACUUGAUUUAUACGGGCGAAGCCCACUUCAUCUCGCAGCAGCGAAGCCUGAAAUUCUCAAAAGGCUCGUAAAAGCUGCGGAUCUGAUCACCCUGAACCAGCGAGACAGCACAGGUACUAAUGCACUUGAAACAGCCAUGGUGCUUAGCUCACUGUAUUGCGUCAAUGGCACAGAAUAUGUAAGGUGCAGAGAGUGUUCUUGCUAUCUCUGCGCGAAGAUUCUCCUAGACGCUGGUUGCGAUUUAGUGCCAAUGUCUGUAAUGCCGGGUACCCCUCAUUAUCCGCUACAUCUGAGUGAUGUCCUGGAGGCCUCAUCAGAGCUCGCUCGGCGUCAUUACAUCUUCCAAAUGAGCAAACGCCGAAGGCUGCAGAGAACAGGACAUGUUUUGACAAAUAGAAGUCUAUCCACAAAGCAAGAAGUCGGCGAAGAGAGGACGACAAGCGACAUCCAAAGAGGCAUCUCACAGGCCCCAAGACAGCGGCGAAUCUACAAUGAGGCUGAAGAAGCCUUAGAAUCUAUGUCAGACUGGAUAUUUCAGCAAAUCUGGUCUGUCCACCUGGCCCAGUUGUUCUAUAGGCAUGGAUUCAUACCAAAGCCAUCUGUGUUUCUCCAGCUUCUCCAGUCGAGGACAUCCUCACUUUGGAAUAUACUUACUCCGGAGAUUGUUUGCUGGCUUCUGGAGCAUGGAGGAGAUCUCUUCUUGCGAUCGCCCGCAGGCCUUGUCAACGAGACCACCGAUGACGGAGUGUUCGCCGCGCACUGCGUUUUUUACGAAUUAGGCAGAAACCAAUGUCUAUGGUUGCCAAGACAUAUAGCGGCGGCUCCAGUGUCGGCCAUCUUCGAAAGAAUCACUGUGACCUGCCUUAAUCUUACGGACGGCUGCUGCUGUCCCUGUUCGACAAAAGGGUGCAGCUCAUUUACGUGGUUGAUGAAGGGCUUCGCUACAUAUAGAAUUGGAUCAGCAACGCCAGAGCAAGCAUGCUUAGAUCACGCUAGCAGGAUAGCUGAUCACUUCAUGUCAUGCGGUCCCGAGUUGACACUCGCAACUUAUGAAGAGGCCAUUAGGUUCAUGACAUUUGAAGCACUGGACCUCUUUCACAGCUGUUGCAGCACACAUUCCGUGGUCGAUGAGGGUGCGACUUGGGUUGACAUAGAUGAUACGGAGGUCAUCGAAGAGCAGGGUCUCCUCCUCGAGUUGCAUGAAGAAUUGGUUGUAGAAUUCACUCGUGAAGCUAGGGAAUAUCUGGGAGAUGGGCCAAAUGGUAGGAUAUUGUCCACUCAGUUUUGGAGGUCAUACUGGACCGAUCGAAUGACGGAAGAGUUAAAAAAGCUGAAUGGGGGAGACUUGACUGCUACAGAAAGACGGGAUGCAGAGGAGAUCGGCGUUAUAUGGGACGAACCAACCGAGGGCGACGAGGGCGACAAAUGCAAAGGUGGGAAUCAAUACGACCGUGGUGAUGUGGAGCACUACUGGUUUGAGUUGGAUCUCAUCUGCCCCGAGUACAAUGAGCCAUGGCCAGAGGGAUUGCGCUGCAUUCAUUGA